This is a messenger RNA of Mycena citricolor, 1660 nucleotides long. Lineage: Eukaryota; Fungi; Basidiomycota; Agaricomycetes; Agaricales; Mycenaceae. The record is from the annotation of a GenBank genome assembly.
GCCACGUUCAAUCAUGAAUAUCACAGGUCGUCGAUCAUUUUCAAAGUCCGAAAAGCCGACGCGUCUGCUGCUAUGUUCUCAAAGGGCAGACUGUUCGCUCUCACCUUUAUCUUUCCUGCUGUCUUGGAACAUUCCGUGUUUGAUUCCACUCGUCUCACACUGAUUCUAUGUCCUCGAUACGUUCUUCCCAGCGCACUAUAUCGAAGUUCGUCACGGAGAUCCGACGAUUUUGAGCAACGACGACAUCCCCGACCCGUUCUCAUCGUAGCAUAGCUACAUCGUCUGGGCCGACCGUAUAUCAAGACGUUUGCGCUUCAAUUUUUCAUGUCGUGUGCUCCUGAUGGAUUCCUCGGAUUGUCCAUGCGCUCUGGUGGAGUAAUAUGAAGAGUGUGAGACUAGCAUGCGGCUGGAGGGAUUAGUGUGCGGGAUUUUUGCGGGAUCCCUUCGAUGGACAAGGAAUUGUCGACCAAAGCCAUGAAAUAACCUUGAGUGUAGUUUGUCGCGUCUAGUCUUUGUUUCAGAAAACAUAUUUACUCGGUCCAAGACAACAGUAGUCGGGCUUCCAUCAAUGCGUCAAGCACGUGACCGUUCCAUGCUUUGAAUGCUUCCUGGUCCACCUCGCCACGCAAUUGCGCGAUGGCCCACGAAGAUAUUAUACGCCGAUAAAAAACUCAUAGUACUCAACAAAGCACCCGGCCUGGUUGCCCAAUUGGAGAGCUCCAGGGGUUGCGACCUUGCAGGUGUCCUCAAUGCUGUGAAACGCGACUUGAACCUCGCGAAUACACCGUUCCCUGUGCACCGUCUCGACAAGGGUACGACGGGCUGUCUCUUACUCGGUACUUCGAGUGCCGCGGCGCGGGAUCUUUUGACGCAGUUCCGCCGGCGGCUCGUAGACAAAACGUAUCUCGCGCUCGUACGCGGCGGGAGCAGGAGUUUUCCUGGGACCAGAGGAGAGAUCAGUGCACCUCUUGUGUCCGAGGACGGCCGGAUGCGCUUGGGAUCGCAAGGCUCUGGUGAGCGGGAGUCGCGCACUGAGUGGGAGGUGGUCGCUUCAUCACCGCGACUGCCUCUCACUCUUCUUCGUCUCCAGCUUCACACUGGCCAUAAACAUCAGCUGCGGGUCCAUCUGGCUCAUGCUCUGAAAGCCCCCAUCUUGGGAGACACAUUGUACUCUCAGAGUCCACCUACCCAAGAGAUACAAUCAAGUGUAAUGGGGGAUUUGCAAGACUCUCGCAUUCUCUUGCAUGCGUCGCGCAUAUCACUUUUCAGAUACAGCCCGCGUCGCUUGAAAAUUCAAGUCGUCGCACCUCUUCCCGACGACUUUGUCCGGAUAUGCUCCCAAAUUGAAAUCCCGCUGGAUGCCGUGGACCGCACCGGGGGACUGUUCAUCAGUUCGUCGAGCGAAGAACAGGACUUCACAGGCGUCCAAGAGGUACCCGCCCUCGAGGGCCGCUGGUUCCCCCAAGACGGUCAAUAAUACAAAUGGCUGAUCUACAACAAAGUCCCGAAUAACUUAUGCGGUGGAGUGGGAUUUGGAGGCUGUCGCUUCCUGUUGCGUCUUGAUCCAACUGCCCAAACCGACUGCGAUCGCACCCACGGCAUGGGCCGUCGACGACGCCAAGAUUGCGCCUCCAGCUCCAGCGGUGAUAACGGGCAGCGA